This is a messenger RNA of Boleophthalmus pectinirostris (great blue-spotted mudskipper), 3179 nucleotides long. RefSeq names its product zona pellucida sperm-binding protein 3-like. Lineage: Eukaryota; Metazoa; Chordata; Actinopteri; Gobiiformes; Gobiidae. The transcript has 8 exons. Gene Ontology annotation, molecular function: acrosin binding. The coding region runs from base 139 to 1446 and encodes 435 amino acids. Gene Ontology annotation, biological process: egg coat formation; positive regulation of acrosome reaction; binding of sperm to zona pellucida. Gene Ontology annotation, cellular component: extracellular matrix. The record is from RefSeq and is a predicted model, not a curated record.
UUCCUAAUUAGGGCCCGCAGCUAACACCUGUGGAGAGCAUCUCCGGCAGCUCCGAGUACUGACCUGACCUUAACAUGCUCAAGUACUGACCUAAACCUGUUCAGUACUGACCUAAACCUGUUCAAUAUUGACCUAAAAAUGUUCAAAACUCUAACCUGGUUCAUAUAUUUUUUUGUUUUACUUACAAUGACAAAAAGUCAGCGGUACAACUAUGGAGCGAAUCCAUCUCACGUGAAAAAAUGGGAAAACGACGUCUAUGAUCCAGCCCCCAACCCAAACCACCAAAGCGGAGGCCCAGGCGCCACUCCCCGUGCUGUUGUUGUGAGGUGCCGCCCUGACUCUGUGGAGGUUGUCAUUCAGGCGGACAUGUUCAACACGGGCUUGGCGGUCGAUGGCAGCCAUUUACGACUGGGUUUGGAGAAACAAACGAACCCAUAUGCCUGCAGAGCUAUGCCCUCGGGACCGACCGAAUUCACAAUAAGAGCCCAUCUCAUGGAUUGUGGCACUGUCAAACACUCACCAUCAAAAAAGAUUGUCUACUCUAAUGUGCUGGUCUAUGCCCCCAAACCUUCACCUGAGGGCUUACUGAGGCUGGAAGGAGCAACCAUUCCCAUUGAAUGUCAUUACAACAAGUUUUAUUCUGUAAAUUCCUUCCCCUUGUCCCCUGCAUGGACCCCUUUUAAUUUACGAACAACAGCUGAGAGCCAGAUGGAUUUCAGUCUGAGGCUGAUGACUGGUGACUGGCUGUUUGAGAGGGACUCGCAUGCAUAUUAUGUAGGUGAUCCAAUUUAUUUUGAAGCAUCAUCCAUCUUGGGAAACCACAAGCCUCUUCGUGUCUUUGUUGACCAUUGUGUAGCUACUGUAACUCCUGAUGCAGAAGCAACAUUAAGAUAUGACUUUAUUGAUCAUUAUGGAUGCCUUGUUGAUGCCUAUCUAACAAACUCUAGUGCACGAUUUUUAUCAAGAGUGAAGGAUUACAGGAUUCAAUUCCAACUAGAUGCAUUUAAGUUCUACCAGGAAAAUACUAACCAGAUUUAUAUCACUUGUCACCUAACUGCUGUUCCAAUGUUGGUCAAAUCAAAAAGCAGGGCCUGUUCUCUCAUUGCCAAAAGAUGGCGUUCUGCAGAUGGGAAUGAUGACGAUUGUAGGACUUGUGGUAUUCCAUAUCCAGUUAAAGAAACUUCCACUACAGCACCACCAAUUGUCACUUCAACGAGAGGGCGGGGCGAGAAUAAACUUAAACCCCAACCGGCCAAUUACAUGCGAGUCCGCCCAAGAACUCAUCAAAAUAUACAUCCAAAGCCUCCAUCAUCUACCGGGCUAAUGAAGGAAGGGGAGAAAAGAAAAGGGACUCUUAAGAUCGGACCCCUCAUAAUCUUACCUUCUUCAAAAGACCAUCAAAUUUUACCAGACAAAAGGCCAAAUGAACUGGUGACAUCAAAAUGACAUUUUCAAGCAAGUUUUCAAUGAAUUUCCUGUUAUUUUUAUACUUUUAAUUCACUAUUCUUUUACAUUUGGUUCAUUUUAAAUUUCAUUUAGUUUAGUAGUCAAAAUGUUUUUUGUUUUUUUUUCUAUACACCAAUUAACUGGAUUUUUUUUGUGUAAGGUUCUCUAUGAGUUGAUACUUGAUCUUUACUAUUACAGUUUCCAAUAAUCCUUUGGGUGAAGCAAAUGGCUUUGGCAAUCAAUUUAAUUAUCAGUGGUUUUAAGCACUCAAACUUCUCUAAAUCUGUGCCAUUGUACUACUGAGGAAGCGCAUCAUCUCCUUGCCAUUGUAAAUCCCAUUUAACUUGAUAACUACUGUUUUGAAGAGAGAAAAGCAGACAUGCUUUUAGACAGCACUUUUGUCCAUUACAACCCACAAUCUACUCAUUUGCAGUUAUUGAUUAGAUGCUGUGUUAGGCUGCAUCAUAAAAUGAACAUUUCAAACAUGCAGCAUUUUCUUACUUUCUUAUGAUAAGGGAAUAUGUUUCUUUAGGCUGUGUAAAAUGUGUAUAAUCCCAAAACAAAAUGAUUAGCUAUUUGGUUUCUCAGUAUUAAAAAUGAAACAAUCUUCUGUCUAAAGUAAAUUCUCAUGUUUCAUUUCUAAGCCACUCUAUCCUGGUCUGUUUGGUGUAAUCAUCCUAAAUGGACAGUACAGCCUUUUAAAAAGCGCUUAGGCUGUAGUUGACCUUACAUUAUACACAAGCCUAUAUUCAGAUUGCUAAUGGGAAGUGCAUGAGACAGCGCCCUGACUUGGACUUCCUGGGCGUGUGAGUGGCGCUGUCCAUGGUCCUGAAACGUCCCCCUGUGACGUUGGGAAGACUGCUUGUUUUUAACCCGACUCCCACAAUGAAUCACUGCUUAUUCUGGGUUCUCAACAGGACUGGUCGAUCACUUGGGCGCCUGUUUACUUUCAUGGCAUAUAAAUAAGCACGUAUGUUGGACUUAUUGUGUGGACUGACGCCAUCAAAACCUCCGCUAAGUGCAUAAUAUAUCAGACUGGUCCAUUGGCCCAUGACAGCUAGCUUAUUUGCAUAUAAUGUGAACUAGCCUAGUUGGAGUUGUGAGUAAAGGGGCUCAAGAGGUGACUAAGGAUUGACUUUUUGCUGCUUUUUGUUAUCCUCCCGAUGGUCCGAAGUUGCGCAUACUCUUUCCAAUGAACUUGUUAUGACUAUUUCACGAUUCUCGACGUCUUGUGUUUAACAAAGCUGGAUUUAAAGUGUUUUGAGGAUCAUGUUUUCCUACAAAAGCCUAAAUGUUGCGGUGUUGACGCUUGUCUGUUUUACGCGCAAACUUGUUUUCUCGAUACGCAGAUGCGGUCAGAACAUUUGCCGUGAUGACCAAGUGUGCUGCGUGAGAGGGAAUGACACCACCAUAGUGACCUGUUGCAAGGAGCUCGUGGACAGCACUUACUACAACAUCGCUAUGGUCACACGAAAACUUUCUGGUGUUCUCAUCAUGUUACUGCUAUUUGCAUUUGGGUAUUUCGUGCAGAGGAUGUUGUGUUCCCGGUCCAGGCAGCUCUCAGCUCCAUACAACGGUCCCCCAACAGCGGCCGCCUCCCAGGAGAUGCUCAUGGAGAGUUAUACGCCCGAAAACUUGCGAAGCCCAGCCUUGAGCGCCCCAUUACCCUCAUACGAGGAUCUUAAACGGCUUCCGACUUAUGAAGAGACUAUACGUGAGUCCUGCGUACAACA